AUGGCUGGUGUCAUAGUGAUUUUUGACUUUGACUCAACAAUAAUUGAGAUGGAUAGUGAUAAUUGGGUUCUUGAUCACUUUGGUUUAACUGAAAAAUUCUACCAGCUUCUUCCUAACACCCUUUGGAAUCCUCUCAUGAACAAGAUGAUGAAUGAACUUCAUUCUCAAGGGAAAAAUAUUGAAGAAAUUAUUGAACUUGUUAAGAGAACUCCCAUUCAUCCUCGCAUUGUACCUGCCAUUCAAGCUGCUUAUUCUCUUGGGUGUGAGUUGAGGAUUGUGAGUGAUGCAAAUAUUUUCUUUAUAGAAACAAUUUUGAAGCAUCAUGGAGUGCUGAAUUGUUUCUCAAAGAUCACUGCAAACCCAAGUUAUGUUAAUGAAGAUGGGAGGCUCAUAAUUUGUCCCUACCAUGAUUAUCUUAAAUCUUCUCAUGGAUGUAACCUUUGUCCACCAAAUAUGUGCAAGGGAUUGGUGAUAGAAAAGUUCCAAAGUUCACUUGAUGAGGAAGGAGAGAAAAACAUGAUAUACUUGGGAGAUGGAAGUGGAGACUUUUGCCCUAGUUUAAAGCUCAAAGAAAGUGAUUAUCUGAUGCCUAGAAUGAACUUUGCAUUGUGUGAUUUAGUAUCUAAGAAUUCUAAUGACAUAAAGGCACAUGUACAUGGUUGGAGAGAUGGGGGAGAGCUUGAGAAUGUGCUGCUUCAUAUCAUCAACAAAAUUAAUAUUGAUUAUGGAAACAACAUUGUUGGUCCAAAAGUUAUGUCACUUGAUUGCAAGAUGGGAACAAUUUCAACUGAGGCUCUUAAACCUUUUCCAGAAGCUAUUUCAAUUCCUCUUUAA
This is a messenger RNA of Lathyrus sativus (Indian pea), 834 nucleotides long. Lineage: Eukaryota; Viridiplantae; Streptophyta; Magnoliopsida; Fabales; Fabaceae. The record is from the annotation of a GenBank genome assembly.